Molecule: messenger RNA, 1407 nt
Organism: Penicillium paradoxum
Lineage: Eukaryota; Fungi; Ascomycota; Eurotiomycetes; Eurotiales; Aspergillaceae
Exons: 2
Coding region: 1-1407 (468 amino acids)
Cellular component (GO): endoplasmic reticulum
Molecular function (GO): oxidoreductase activity; heme binding
Source: RefSeq, a predicted model, not a curated record
AUGGCAUCCAAAGUAUUCGAGUCCAGCGAAGUCGCUACCCACAAGACCAGAGAUGAUUGUUGGGUCAUCAUCCAUGGCAAAGUCUACGACAUCACAACCUAUGUCCGCGACCACCCCGGUGGUGCUGAUGUCUUGAUCGAUGUCGCCGGCUCAGAUGCCACCGCUGCAUACGAAGAUGUCGGUCACUCAGAGGACGCUUCUGAGAUUUUGGAGACCUACCUCAUCGGCACAGUCAAGGAUGCACACGCGUUUGUCCAGCCCAAGGUCGUUCGUGUUAUCAAGCCCACCGUUGUCGUUCCAGAGAAGUCCACAAAGUCAACAUCGGUCGCCAAAGCCACAACUGCCAUCACUGCCACCCUUGCUGCCGGUGCCUUGAUCUACGCUUCCUCCAAGCACCAGCGUGUGUUGACCGACUUGCUCGCCAACUGCUCCCUGAGCUCCCUACAGUUGCCCGAUGCUCGUAUCCCCUACCCCAGCGCCCUGCGUGGUGGAUUCGUCGGUGGAUUCGCCGCUGCUACUCUGGCCAGCGCAGUUAUUGGCGGUGCUGUCGCCAACCAACUCUCCAAAUUCACCAAGGUUGAGUCUGGUUUCUCCAAGUUCCCUGCCCACAAGAAGGCCUCAACUCUCAAGAAGCAAAACCCACACCUUAUCAAGGGCUUCCUUGAGCCCAAGACCUACAAGAAGCUCCCCCUCGUCCAGAAGGAUCAACUAUCCUCCAAUGUGUACCGCUUCGUCUUCCAGCUGCCCAAUGCGAAGGAUGUGAUCGGUCUCCCCAUUGGCCAGCACGUUGCCAUCAAGGCUAUGGUCAACGGUGCCUCCGUCUCCCGCUCCUACACCCCUACAUCUAACAACUUGGAUCUUGGACGUUUGGAGUUGGUCAUUAAGUGCUACCCCGAUGGUCUUCUCACCGGUCAAUACCUCGAGCAUCUCGAGAUCGGCGACAAGGUCGAGUUCCGCGGCCCCAAGGGUGGCAUGAAGUACCACAACGGUCUUUGCAAGAAGAUUGGCAUGAUCGCCGGUGGAACUGGAAUCACCCCUAUGUACCAGCUCAUCCGCGCGAUUUGCGAGGAUGAUCGUGAUACCACCGAGAUCAGCCUGAUCUACGCCAACCGCACCGAAGAGGAUAUCCUUCUCCGCAAGGAGUUGGAGGCUUUCGCCCGCGGAUACCCCAAGAACCUCAAGCUCUGGUACAUGUUGGAUCAGCCUUCCGAAGACUGGGCUUACGGCAAGGGCUACGUCACACCCGAUGUCAUGGCCGCACGACUCCCUGGACCUGCCCCUGACACCAAGAUCAUGCUCUGUGGACCUCCCGGCAUGGUCAAUGCCUCCAAGAAGAGCUUAGUGGCUGCCGGCUUCCAGGCCCCCGGAGCCGUUGGCAAAAUGACCGACCAGAUCUUCUGCUUCUAG